AAGUAAAACCUGCAACAAAGUGAUGUAUGCUGUCCGAGCCAUCUGUGCCUCCAAAGGCUCAUCGGUGGGCAUUUCUUGUACUUACAACAGUUAUGGAUGGAUCAUUUCAAAAUCCUGGUUCAGUCCUGGACUGAGUCACCAUUCGGGAUAUCAUAUGCAACCUGAGGACCUCAGUAGAGACCCCAGGUAUACAGGUCGCUUGCAGGUCUUUGACAAUGGGAAGGGACACACCACUUUGAAUAUCUCUGCGCUGAAUGAAAGCGAUUCAGCCCAGUAUCGUUUCAAAUUCACAACAGAAAUAAGUGGAUGGGGGAGUGCUGUACAUGGUACAAAUCUGACUGUCACAGCUUUACAGGUACAGGUGACUAGAAUAGCAGCCCACCAAUUUUACGUUGAGGCAGAUCUGAGGUGUCACAGCAGCUGCAGUGAAGCAAGUCGUCUUCCAUAUGGGUGGUUCAGGAAUGGAGAGCAAAUAAUCUCGCAGGAUAAAUCUUCUUAUAACCACUUUUUUCAUCUUGAAGACGAAAUCUCCUGUGCUUUAAAAGGACAUGAAGGAUUUCCCUCUCCUUCAGUGUAUGCUCCAAAGGUUACCUCAGUGUUGCUAAAUCCCCCUGGUGAAAUCAUGGAGAACUAUUCUGUUACUCUGACCUGUAGCACUGAUGCUAACCCAGCUGCUAAUUACACCUGGUACAAGAAGAAUGGAAAUUCAGACUUUCAGCCUUUCAGUGAAGAGCUGCAGCUUGUCUACAGUUCCAUUCAAUCCUCUGACUCAGGAGAGUAUUACUGUGCAGCUGAGAAUGAGCUGGGGAGAAGGGAAUCUGGACGCAUCAUCAUUAAUGUAAAACAUGCUCCAAAGCAUCCCUCAGUGUCAGUGAUUUCCCUUGACGAGAUAAUGGAGGGCAGUUCAGUGACUCUGACCUGUAAAAGUGAUGCUAACCCAGCAGCUACUAAUACCUGGUACAAGGAGGGCAACUCACUAUUUGAAGGAAAAGGAGGCAUUUAUUCUUUCACCUCUAUCAGGUCUAAGGACAGCGGGAUCUACUUCUGCAAGUCUGAGAAUAAGUAUGGUCAGAGGAACUCCUCAAGAUUACUUAUAGAUGUUCAGUACCCUCCGAGGCUUCCCACUGUGUCAUCAAGUCCAUCCUUUGAAAUAAUGGAGGGUAGUAUGGUGAACCUGACCUGCAGCAGUGAUGCUAACCCAGCAGCCAAAUACACCUGGUACAAGAUAGAUGAAAACACACCAAUAGCAUCAGGACGGAUCUUCACAAUCAACGACUUUGGCUCUGAACACAGUGGGAGUUAUUUCUGUGAAGCUCACAACAAAAGAGGAUGCCAUAACUCGACACUGCAUUUGGUUGUUGUUUCAGAUUCAAGGACUUCAGUAACUGUUGGAUCGCUCACUGUUAUUUUUCUGGUUAUCAUUUUGCUUGCCAUCUUCCUAUUGACAAGAAGAAAGAUGUCCUCAAAAGAAACCAACCAGACUGGAAAGAGGGCAGACAACAAAGGACAGCUUAAUAUGGAUUUGGUUUAUGAAAACGCUUCAGCAUCAGCACAUGGACAACCAGAUGAGGAGCAGGAAGAUCUUUAUUAUGCCAGCGUAGGCUUCUCAAAGAACAAGGAAGACCCUCUCUACUCUAACGUUGUGCAAGCUAAGCUAACCAGACCCACAAAUAAGAAGGAAAAAGACGAGGAUGAGGAAGAAGAUGAGGAUGAGGAUGAUGUGGAAUACACUAUGGUCAACGUUAAGAGUGCAAAUGCCAUUUCAGAUUUUUGAAUUUCACAGACUAAGAUGUCAGGAGAAAGUAGAAGAUUCGUCUGCACUGUACAGCACGAUCACCAAGUAACCAAGAGUACCAACACCAUAAAUUUGUGUGCUUCGUUAAGAAAUUAAAGAAUAUUUCUCUGGACCAUUCCAGUCAGUAGCAAAGAAUGAAUGGCACCCUGUCAAAAUGAAGAAACACAAAAACAAACUGAACUUCCUCUAUUGCAGUCUCAAGUUUAUUUGGGGAGAAUCUGUUUGCAUGUCUUGUGAUUCUUGCCAUAUUUGAUGUUUCUAUUUAAGCACUUGCUAUGCAAGUUUUUAAAAUACUAGGGAUCCAGCCGUCAAAGGAACUGCAGUUUUGAGUAUUUUAGCAUUUACUUCAUUUUUCAUCCCCAGAGGAAGGCACUUGGUUUAUACUCUGUGACACAACACCAUGGUCAUCCGUUCUGCUGGAAUGCCUUCAACCUGGUUAAACUGUUUGCUCAGUGCUCCAGGUGACAUGUGUAAAACUGAUAACUGUUUUAAAUGUGUUGUAAUAACCUCCAGCCUUUGAUAGAGUACAUGUAUCAGUUAUCUAGCAGGUUGUCAGUUCAUUAUGUAUAAAGCUCACACAUAAUUAGCUUACUAAGAAUAUCUUUUACACAAUAUUUAUGAACUUUCCAUGAAGUUUCUUUUUUUAAUAUCUCUUUUCUUAAUGUCAAAUAUUUCAUUGUAUAUUAUGCCUCUGUUCAUUAUCCUGAAGCUGUUGAAUCUAAUAUUUGAAAAGAAAUACAGACAUGAAGUUAUUAAAUUAUUUCCCCGAGCUGUAAAGAUUUUCAUGCAAGCUGAUCAAUAAUAAAUAUACCAAGAAACCAACA
Molecule: messenger RNA, 2619 nt
Organism: Labrus bergylta (ballan wrasse)
Lineage: Eukaryota; Metazoa; Chordata; Actinopteri; Labriformes; Labridae
Product: B-cell receptor CD22
Biological process (GO): cell-cell adhesion
Cellular component (GO): membrane
Source: RefSeq, a predicted model, not a curated record